AUGCUGGAGGCAGAUUUCGCUUGACUAUUGAUUUUCCUGUUGAAUUUCCGUUUCAACCACCCGAAAUUCGUUUUAUAACAUCGGUCUUUCACCCGAAUAUCAGUAUGACAGGCGAAAUCUGUUUGGAUAUCUUACAUUCUCAAUGGUCUCCGGCAUUAACUAUACGAGGUCUUCUAAUAUCAUUAUGUUCGCUAUUGACAGAUCCAAAUCCCGAACAUGGACUCAACAAAGAUGCUUUAAAGCUCUAUCGGACUGAUCAAGAAACAUUCAACAAAACAGCAAAAGAGUGGACAAGAAAAUAUGCUAUUGUAAAUAGCAAAUAA
Adineta steineri is the source of this 323-nucleotide messenger RNA. The record is from the annotation of a GenBank genome assembly. Lineage: Eukaryota; Metazoa; Rotifera; Eurotatoria; Adinetida; Adinetidae.